CUCUGUACGCAAAGAGCUAACGUGUUCGCGGAUCGUUUUGAGGAUUCCCUGGAAAAGAUGAGCAGCAGCUAUUACUUUGCAAUCGUCGGGCACAACGAUAAUCCCAUUUUCGAGACGGAGUUUGUGACGGUCAACAAGGAAGCGAAGCAAAAAGAAGAUCAUCGCCACCUGAAUCAGUUCAUCGCACACGCGGCCCUCGAUUUGAUCGAUGAGCACAAAUGGAAAACGAACAACACGUACCUGAAAUCGAUCGACAAGUUUAACCAGUGGUUCGUAUCGGGCUUCGUAACGGCGAGCCACCUCCGGUUUGUGAUGGUCCAUGACAAUCGGAACGAUGAGGGUAUCAAGAACUUUUUCAACGAAAUGUACGAAACGUACAUUAAGCACUUGAUGAAUCCGUUCUACGCGCCCAACACUGCGAUCAAAUCGCCGGCGUUCGAAAAGAAGGCCCAACUUUACGGCAAAAAGUUCCUGGGAACUUAGUCGUAUCUGGCGG
Molecule: messenger RNA, 496 nt
Organism: Anopheles cruzii
Lineage: Eukaryota; Metazoa; Arthropoda; Insecta; Diptera; Culicidae
Gene: Trs20
Product: probable trafficking protein particle complex subunit 2
Exons: 2
Coding region: 58-483 (141 amino acids)
Biological process (GO): endoplasmic reticulum to Golgi vesicle-mediated transport
Cellular component (GO): nucleus; cytoplasm; TRAPP complex
Source: RefSeq, a predicted model, not a curated record